AUGUCCAUUCCAAAAUUCAUUUUGAACAAUGGCGUAGAAAUUCCCGCCCUUGGCUUGGGCACAUAUCGCAUAAAAACCAAGGAAACGCUGGAAGUAGUAAUAAAGAGCGCUGUCACAUUAGGAUAUAGACUUAUUGACUCUGCAAUAGUAUACAGAAAUGAGGAAUUCAUAGGACAAGUACUUCAAAAAUUGUUUAAGGAUCCCUCAUUAGGUCUCAAAAGAGAGGAUAUAUUUAUUACUAGUAAAUUACCACCCAAAGAUCAAGGAUACGAGGCAUGUUACAAUGCGGUUAAUGCGUCACUUCGCCGUUUCGGUAUUGAGUAUAUUGAUUUAUUCUUGAUACAUUGGCCUGGUACCCAAGGUCUGAAACCUCACGACCCACAGAACGCCACAAAUCGAGAUUCAAGCUGGCAAGCGCUUGAACGUCUCUACGAUGAGAAAAAAAUCCGUGCAAUCGGAAUUGAAUUUCAUCCGUUGCUGUAUCAAAAAGAUCUUUUGGAAUUAUGUAAAAAACACGGGAUUAGGGUUGAAGCCUAUUCUAGUUUGGGUGAAGGGAAUUUGGUGGAUGGGAAUGUCGAGGUGGAUGGAUUGGAACAGAUUGCAUUAAAAUAUGGUGUGACUAAGGCACAAGUCUUACUAAGAUGGGGAUAUCAGCAUGAGGUGAUUGUUAUUCCGAAAUCGACAUCACCUGAACGGAUAAAAACUAAUGCUGAAAUCUUUCAUUUUGAAUUAUCGAAAGUAGAAAUGGAAUUAUUGGAUUCCGCAAGUGAUGUUGAAAAACGUCGAUUUUGUUGGGAUCCCACGGAAGUUUAUUGA
Molecule: messenger RNA, 816 nt
Organism: Ambispora gerdemannii
Lineage: Eukaryota; Fungi; Glomeromycota; Glomeromycetes; Archaeosporales; Ambisporaceae
Source: the annotation of a GenBank genome assembly